UGGCAGUGAAUGGGCAACACGUUGAGUGUAUGGCUGAGUGUGAGUCGUCUACGUGUGCCUCGACUGCAGCCAAAGCACUGACUAUACUCUCAAUCCAUUAGCCAUUCACGAAAUAUUUAGUAAUUAAUUAUCAUUUGAGUCAUUGAUUGAGACAUUGCUUGCGAUUAAUUUCAUUGGAUGACAACCGGAAUCACUUCGGCAGACAACUAGUGGUCAUGUCUUCGGAUCUGUUGUCUCUGGUGCUCGAGCUCUACAAUCCGUUGUAUUUGUUUCCCAUAAUCGGUGUCCUCUUCACGGCUCUCCUUGUCUUCACCUUUGGAUUCAAGUCAUCGACACAACCGUCGGAAGAGGUGUUCGACGCUCUCAACGACAAACACCACAAGACUUACCACCGAUUGCCAGAACCGGUCAAGAAGAAGAAGCAGAACCACAAUAAGGUGACCACUGCUAAGACCGACCUCAAGAGUGAACCCAAUGGACACAUAAACGAUGGAUCAGUUAAAGCGAGCGACAAGAAGACGACACCCAAGAAAUCAAGUGUUGAAUCAAAGCCAUCGGUAAAGACGGCCACAAAUACUAAUGUGGAGAACAAAACGGUUUCCAAAAGAGUGGCGAAGAAUAAGAGGAGCGACGACUCGCUUAAGAGGGAUGAGGUUGAGGACAAGGAUUCGGGCGAAUGGGUUGAACUCAUCUCCAGAAAGGAGCGAAAGAAUCGCAAACAAAAAGAGGAACAGCUUUUGGUUGAAUCGAAAAACAAAAGCAAUAAAUCGGAUAAAAAGCCCGAAAAGAGUCCCAAAAAGGAGUCGAAAAAAGGAAAGACAGAGAAAAGUGUUGAUUUGAAUGCUGUGACGAACGCCGAGACAAAGACCAAAGAGAAGCCCAUUAAAGCCGAAGAAGUGAAGAGCGAAGAGAAGUUCGACAAACAGGAGAUCGCAGUGAAUGGUGAGGAACAGGUGUCCGAAGAGCUCGAUAUCUAUGAGUUGGCCAAAGAGCAAAGAGUGGGCAAAAAAUGGCAAAAACGUAAUCAAAAGCGCGGAUCGGAGUCGGAAACGGCACUUAAGAGCGAGUCUUUGGCGGCCAGUGAUGCGACUAAUCUGGAUGUUCGCGACAAACUGACGGCCGCUAUAGUAGCCAACUAUGAGACCAAUGACCAGAACAAAGCGGAUUCAACGAGUACUGCAAACAACAAGAAGAAGAAGGAGAAGAACAAGAAGAAGACAAAUGCAAACCAAACGCCGACUCCAACAGUGAAUAAUGAAAACAGUGAUCGCAUUAAUUCUGUUGCAGUGAUUUCGUCGGAAAGUAGUGUCAAUGCAAUAGACAUUCCUAACGAAAUAAAACCGUCAGAAGAAGACGAGUUCAAGUCUGUGAGCAAAAAACGUCGGGCAAGACGUGAAUAAUAGCUCAUA
Oppiella nova is the source of this 1409-nucleotide messenger RNA. The record is from the annotation of a GenBank genome assembly. Lineage: Eukaryota; Metazoa; Arthropoda; Arachnida; Sarcoptiformes; Oppiidae.